Molecule: messenger RNA, 741 nt
Organism: Protopolystoma xenopodis
Lineage: Eukaryota; Metazoa; Platyhelminthes; Monogenea; Polystomatidea; Polystomatidae
Source: the annotation of a GenBank genome assembly
AUGAACUACUCAUACUAUCGAUGGUGCUGGUGUCAUCCAUGGUCCUACACGACAGCUGACAAAGAGGCAAGUAAUCUAAUGCGCCACGUUGUUCUCUCACUUCACUUCAUCGCUAUGCUGCUUGCAUACUAUCUGCCAGACCCAGUGUCUUUACUGCCUGAAGAAAAUCGGCGUCAGCUACGUCGCCGUCGCCUUUCCGACGAUACCAGUGCUUCUAUUUACACCAAUGUAACUUGCACUUCUGGUGGAGAUCUUCGGACUGAUGCUAGCGAGACUGCUCCGCAACCAGCAGUGGGCCCAGAAGAUCCGCCUUCUUACUCUGAACAGCCCGUUCUCUCUGCCUGCAGCGGCACCGUGGCAAUCGACCCAAAUAUUCAUAACCAGGUCGCCAGUGGCAGCAUUGAAGAUGAAGAGUAUUCUGUCAAUAUAGCGGCCCGGUCAUUCGGAAGUGGUGUUUCUUCUUCAGAGGGUUCCCCAAGUACUUCUAGUUGCAGCAUCACCAUAAGUGAUCACAGAACUACCGCAACAUCUGAGAAUCCUUCUAAUGCUAGCGACGUUUUAGAAACGCCUUCCAUACUACCUAGCUCGUCUUCCUGUGCAUCAAAAACGGAGAUAGGUACCUCUGCCGCCCCUCUUCUUGAAAGGUUCAAUUCUUCAGUCACGGACAUUUCGAUUAACCCUGAUAAUGAUUUAGAUGUAGCUAGCGACCAUGAACAGCAAACGAGUUCUUCGGUAAGUUAA